Dichomitus squalens LYAD-421 SS1 is the source of this 705-nucleotide messenger RNA. RefSeq lists its product as uncharacterized. The transcript has a single exon. The record is from RefSeq and is a predicted model, not a curated record. NCBI's taxonomy places the organism in Eukaryota, Fungi, Basidiomycota, Agaricomycetes, Polyporales, Polyporaceae. Bases 1 to 705 code for a protein of 234 amino acids.
AUGAGUAAAGCGUCGACCUCCUCCUCGUCCUCAGCACCAUGCAGAAUCUACGGCCGAUGGAUCAAUCAAGAGAUGGUCGUACCCCCAGAUCAGCACACCCCCAUCCUCGUUCACGUCUACGACAUACCCAUCCCCCCGUCGAAGCCGCUUACCGUUGGACUCCGCGUACAACUCAUCGGCCUCUCUCCAACAUCAUAUCACAACCGCGACUUCUGCCAUGCCUCCCCACAUUACGACACAUACGACCCGCAGAUCGAGGGCGAGGUCGUCGCGCUCAAGUCGCUUGGCAAGUCUGUCGUCGAGUACGUCAUCAAAAACGAGCGGCCGGGCAAAGUGCACUAUGCGUACAUCGCGGUGCGCUACCUCCCCGGGGUCACCGCGAAGAUGGGGCUGUGGGAGACGACGUGCCACUGGAUGUUCUCGCAUGACAUGCGUGAUUGCAGGCCGGUCGCGUAUGAGGCAGAUGCGCGUGUAGCGGACAACUUACCCGCAUCUCCGACUCCUCCAGUGCGCUUCACGUACCCCAACCCGGAGUCGGCAGACACGCUCAUGGUCGGCGUGAGGGUAGGGAGGGAGACCAGAGGUGGACCCAAGAGAACUCCCCCACGAGACGACCGGGGUAGUAGUACAGACAGUUUGCGUUGGCCUUCGGAUACGGAUACGGACACGGAAACGGAUACGAAGACGACAACACGGCAUGCAUAG